CGCGACGAGUUCGGUACCGUCCUCCGAGUUUGAUCUGGAUUGUAUUUCUACCCUCCGGGCUGAGCAGUAGAAACUUUGCCCUUGUUAUCAGAGACAGCGAGGAUAAGUGCUCGGGGAGAUGGUUGGCAGCCUCGAGUUGGCGAACUAGGUGAAUUCGCUCCUCUGGUAAACCUGCCGGCGGGAGUCACAGACCUCCCAGUGGAGUGCCGUGUGCGCACACAUGGCACCGACAUCCCGCUCCUCACACCUCUGACACACCGGCAAGCGAGGGGGACACCGGAUUAAUGAGGCCUGUCUACACAGUCGCUGAUAGCGAACUUUACACCGAGCCGAAUCCGAUCCGAGUGUGAGGAAGGUCACCUUUUCGCGCACAAACCCAAAUACAUCGGAGCUCCUUCUCCACGAAACCCGUUUCCCUGUGGGGAGGGGGGAAGAGAAGAAAGAAGGGUGCAGACAGAGCCAUGCUCGGUUUCAGUGUGGUUCGUAGCUUACGGCCGGCAAGACUCAGAUGCGCAUCCAGGAACAGCAGGGCACCAUCGUGCCCGCGGAUUUACUGUGCGUGUCUGCUGCUGCUGCUGGUGAUGACGCCGUGCGUGGACUCGUCGUGGUGGUAUAUUGGUGCGCUGGGUGCCCGAGUCAUCUGUGACAACAUCCCAGGGCUGGUGAACAAGCAACGCCAGUUGUGCCAGCGCCACCCAGACAUCAUGCAGUCUAUUGGCGAGGGUGCCAAGGAAUGGAUCAGAGAGUGUCAGCAUCAGUUCAGACACCACCGCUGGAAUUGUAGCACGCUGGACCGAGACCACACCGUAUUUGGGCGAGUGAUGCUACGUAGCAGUCGUGAAGCAGCCUUUGUCUAUGCCAUUUCCUCGGCAGGUGUUGUGUACGCUCUUACUCGGGCCUGCAGUCAAGGAGAGCUGAAGACGUGCAACUGUGACCCUCACAAGCGCGGGAGGGCUAGCGACGAGAGGGGGGACUUUGACUGGGGUGGCUGUAGUGAUAACAUUAAUUAUGGGAUAAAGUUCGCCAAAGACUUCAUAGACGCCAAGGAGAGGACUGUCCGUGAUGCACGAGCACUCAUGAACCUGCACAACAACCGCUGUGGCAGAACAGCUGUGAAACGCUUCAUGAAGCUGGAGUGCAAGUGUCAUGGCGUGAGUGGCUCGUGCACGCUGCGGACUUGUUGGAUGGCGAUGUCAGACUUCAGGAAGACAGGCGACUACCUGCGGAGGAAAUACAACGGUGCCAUUGAGGUGACCAUGAACCAGGAUGGGACAGGCUUCGCAGUUGCCAACAAAGCCUUCAGGAAGGCCACCAAAAAUGACUUGGUCUACUUUGAGAACUCUCCAGAUUAUUGUCUUCAGGACAAAGCAGCAGGCUCCCUGGGCACGGCUGGGCGCGUCUGCAACAAGACCUCCCGCGGCACAGAUGGCUGUGAGGUCAUGUGCUGUGGACGGGGCUACGACACCAGGCGGGUCAAGCGCAUCACCAAGUGCGAGUGCAAGUUCAAAUGGUGCUGCGCUGUAGAAUGUAAGGACUGUGAGGAAGCUGUGGACAUACACACGUGCAAGGCCCCGAAACGAGUCGAUUGGUUAGACCAAACCUGAUGGCACACCCCCUUCCUGUGCAGCCCCACCCCUUUCCCUUCACAGGACACUCUGUGGGACAUGGCAUUCUGGGAAAUUGUGUCCAAAACUGCCCUACGUCCCCCCCACCCCCCUUCUCUCCUCAUUGCAUGGCUUCUCUACUUGUCUCUGUGAAAGCACUAGAAUUGAAUUCCCAACAAUAUGAAUAGAAAAUCCAUCAGCCUCUCUUUAUGAACAGCCCUGUGACUGAACAACACAUGCCAGCAUGUCUCUCACCAUUUGGCGCUGGAAAUAGAUCAGAUG
Messenger RNA from Lampris incognitus (smalleye Pacific opah), 1886 nucleotides. RefSeq names its product wingless-type MMTV integration site family, member 2Bb (gene wnt2bb). The record is from RefSeq and is a predicted model, not a curated record. The coding region runs from base 462 to 1604 and encodes 380 amino acids. Gene Ontology annotation, cellular component: extracellular region. NCBI's taxonomy places the organism in Eukaryota, Metazoa, Chordata, Actinopteri, Lampriformes, Lampridae. Gene Ontology annotation, molecular function: cytokine activity; frizzled binding. The transcript has 5 exons. Gene Ontology annotation, biological process: canonical Wnt signaling pathway; cell fate commitment; multicellular organism development.